Molecule: messenger RNA, 2745 nt
Organism: Cololabis saira (Pacific saury)
Lineage: Eukaryota; Metazoa; Chordata; Actinopteri; Beloniformes; Belonidae
Exons: 11
Coding region: 312-1958 (548 amino acids)
Molecular function (GO): O-methyltransferase activity; oxidoreductase activity, acting on the CH-OH group of donors, NAD or NADP as acceptor
Source: RefSeq, a predicted model, not a curated record
CGCUGCUGAGGGGCCCGGUCCGGUCAGGGGUCCUGGUCCCCGGCAGGUCGUGGUCGUGGUCGUGGGUCCCCCCAGGGCCAAACCGCAGGUUUCGCAACGCCGUCUCCGGGGGCGUGUCGCUCCACGGUCACCCGGCGCGGGUCACGUGCUGCGUGGGGUUGGAUAACAGGGGCUUUCACGUGUCUCCGUGGCAGCGCUCGCUCCUCCAUCCGCCCGUCUGCAGCGGGAUAAACCCACCCGGAACCCGACCUCCGGCCACGCACGCUCCCGCACCGUGGUCCACGCUGAUCCUGUCUGCCCACGCUGCCAGCAUGUCGCGCAGAAAAGUUCCCGACACCCCGGUGGAGGUGAUGGUGGACCUGUUGACCAAAGCCAAGGACUUGGCGGCAGCAUGCAGCACCGUCCCAGAGGAGCUGAAGACUCACCUGCAGAGGGCUCUGGACAUCGCCAGCGGACUAGACGACUAUUUGGAGGAAAUGGCCACACCGGAGAGCGAACCUCUGGCGGAGCUCUAUGAGAAGACGGUGUCUCAUGACUGGGAUCAAGUGUACAAAGAGGGCAAGACGAUGUUCCGACUUCCCAAGGAGUGCAUCACCGGACAUGUAGAGGGCCAGACUCUCAAGAUGUUGAUCCACAUGAGUCAAGCCAAGAGGGUCCUGGAGGUCGGGAUGUUCACCGGUUACGGGGCUCUGUCCAUGGCCGAGGGGCUUCCCGAGGACGGCUGCCUCGUCGCCUGUGAAUUAGAGCCGUAUCUGAAAGAAUUUGCUCAGCCCAUUUUUGACAAGUCUCCACACGGGAAGAAGAUAACUGUGAAGACAGGAUCUGCCAUGGACACCCUAAAGGAGUUGGCUGCUGCGGGAGAGCAGUUUGACAUGGUCUUUAUCGACGCUGACAAGAAUAACUACAUCAACUACUACAACUUCAUCAUGGACAACAAUCUGCUGCGGUUACGGGGGGUCAUAUGUGUGGAUAACUCACUGUUCAAGGCAAGGGUUUACCUCAAAGACAGCACGGACAGCAAUGGGCUGGCGCUCCGGGAGUUCAACCAGUUUGUCUGUAAAGAUCCUCGAGUGGAGCAGGUGAUCGUCCCUCUCAGAGAUGGCAUCAGUCUCAUCCGUCGGGUGUCCGUGAGCUCACCUGCUCAGAACACAAUAACAAAUGAUGAGGUUUUCCGUGGGGUCAGAGGACGUCCCAUCCUGGAUCGGAUGCGUCUCGAUGGGAAGGUGGCCUACGUGACGGGUGGCGGGCAAGGUAUCGGCCGAGCAUUCGCGCACGCCCUGGGUGAGGCUGGAGCGAAGGUGGCCAUCGUGGACUUGGACCAAGCUAAAGCCGAGGCCGUUGCUCAGGAGCUCUUCCUCAAAGGCAUUCACGCCAUUUCCAUCUCGGCUGACAUCAGUAAAUCGGACGACGUGCAGAAGAUGAUGGACACCAUCGUCUCCAAAUGGGGAGCGGUCCACGUGGGCUGCAACAACGCCGGCAUCAACAUGAACUCGGCCAGCGAGGACACCACGCUGGAGGAGUGGGACCAGACCUUCGGCGUGAACCUGAGGGGCACGUUCAUGUGCUGUCAGGCAGCGGGUCGAGUGAUGCUAAAGCAAGGAUAUGGGAAGAUUAUCAACACAGCCUCCAUGGCCAGUCUAAUAGUUCCCCAUCCUCAGAAACAGCUUUCCUACAACACAUCCAAAGCUGGAGUGGUCAAACUGACCCAGACUCUGGGCACCGAGUGGAUUGACAGAGGAGUACGCGUCAACUGCAUCUCACCGGGGAUUGUUGACACCCCUCUCAUCCACUCGGAGAAUCUGAGGCCUCUGGUGCAGCGCUGGCUGUCAGAUAUCCCUGCUGGUAGACUGGCUCAAGUGACAGACCUGCAAGCUGCAGUGGUCUACUUGGCAUCUGACGCCUCCGACUACAUGACAGGGCAUAACUUAGUCAUAGAAGGCGGGCAGAGUCUGUGGUAGAAGCAGCAGAUGAAGGAGCGAAAAACUUUUUCUAUCCCCUUCGCUCUCUUGGGGUUAGUCUCAGAAAUUGGUAGCAGUUUUUAUUUGACACCUUCCCUGAAUUAUUAGUUUAACUUUGACAGAAAUGUUUGGUCAGUUGAUAUAUCUUAACACUUGAAACUACUUGAAGGAGGUAAAAUAGCUUCCAGUUGUCUUGACUCAAGUUUGUCCUUUUUUUUUUUUUUAAAGAUUUUUUUCUAAUCAAGCUUUCUAAAUAUCUGCUGAAGAGAAAUGUGAAAAACAAUGUUUUUUUUUAUGUUACGCUCUUUUUGUUACACUCUUUCUUUCACUCUGAUGUGGACAUUGGCGAGCCAUCCCACAUGGCGGUUGUGCAUGUAUGAGUAAUAUUACAAAUCCUAUCGGGGGACCAGAGCAACAAGAAAAAUAAAUGCACAAAGUCUUAGGAGGUUAAACAAACAUGCAGUUUAGGUGAUUUAAAAAAAAAAAAGUAUUUAUUUUUAUCUACAGAUUAAAAAUUAACUCUGUACCGUCCACCCAAGCGAACCAGCAUGAAACUGGAAACGCACGUGUUAACUGUCAUGAUGAACAAUUUUCAAGUCUUUUGAUCCCGUCAAAAGAAGAAUAAACACGCUUGAGGGGAAAAGUCUGGGCUUGUCAUUGUGAAUCUGUCCCGAGAUGACGAGAUCUACCAGGGGUGGACACAUCUGUAACUCGCUCAACAAUAUGGAAAUAAAAGAAAAUGUACAUCACAUGUCAAAGUCACUGUAACUGUGUUUGAAAAUAAAAG